ACCCUCAGAGCCGAUUCAUUCACAUCUGCUCAGUGGGGCAACAAGGACAGGGCUUUAGGUGGGAAAGAGGGCAGAAGUCUACUUUUACCCGCCGAGUGCCAAGAGAACAGGACAGGACACUACAACUUCUCCGGAGCCGCAUCUGUGCGCUACGGACCGAUCAUGGGUGACUGGAGCUUUCUGGGUAAUAUUUUAGAGGAAGUGAAUGAGCACUCAACGGUGAUCGGCCGGGUGUGGCUCACGGUCCUCUUCAUCUUCCGCAUCCUCAUCCUGGGUACGGCGGCAGAGUUUGUGUGGGGCGACGAGCAGUCAGACUACGUUUGCAACACGCAGCAGCCCGGUUGCGAGAAUGUGUGUUACGACGAGGCGUUCCCCAUCUCCCACAUCCGCCUGUGGGUUCUGCAGAUCAUCUUUGUGUCCACGCCAUCUCUGGUCUACGUGGGCCAUGCCGUGCACCACGUCCACAUGGAGGAGAAACGCAAGGAGCGCGAGGAGGCCGAGCUGAGUCGCCAACAGGAGCUGAGUGAAGAGCGGCUGCCACUAGCGCCUGACCAGGGCAGCGUGCGCACCACCAAGGAGACCAGCACCAAGGGCAGCAAGAAGUUCAGGCUGGAGGGCACCCUGCUGAGGACCUACAUCUGCCACAUCAUCUUCAAGACGCUGUUCGAAGUGGGUUUCGUAGUGGGCCAGUACUUUCUGUACGGCUUCCGCAUCCUGCCGCUGUACAAGUGCAGCCGCUGGCCCUGCCCCAACACCGUAGACUGCUUUGUGUCCCGGCCAACAGAGAAGACAGUCUUCAUCAUUUUCAUGUUGGCCGUGGCUUGCGUCUCGCUCUUCCUCAACUUUGUGGAGAUCAGCCAUCUGGGCUUGAAGAAGAUCCGCUUCGUCUUCUGGAAGCCAACCCCGGGGCAAGCCCAGGGUGAAGGCCUGAACCCCAUGCCCCCCCCAGGGGGGAUCCUCAAGAGCCUGCCCCCCCUGGCCGUGCCUUCCAUCCAGAGGGCCAAAGGCUACAGGCUGCUGGAGGAGGAGAAAGCCCCGUCCGUGACCCACCUCUAUCCUCUGGCAGAGACGUGCAUGGAGGCAGGGAGGUUAACCCCCCUGGCCCCCCCCUUCCAGUGCAUGGAGGAGAAGGCGGAAGAACUGAGGCACACGGAGGACAUUUCUAAGGUGUACAAUGAGACCCUGCCCUCCUAUGCCCAGACCACCGAGAUAGGGGAGGACACACAACCACUACACCAAGAGGAGGAGGAGCAGGAGCAGCAGGAGGUGGUGGAGGAGGACAAAGAAGAGGAGGAAGUAGUGGAGGAGGUGGCGGUGGUGGUGGACGGGGAAGGGGGACCUCCAACCGAGGCGGAGAUGGAGGUGAUGGAUACGAUAGAAGACACCAGACCACUGAGCAGAUUGAGCAAAGCCAGCAGCAGGGCCAGGUCAGACGAUCUCACCGUAUGAACCUGUGAGAGAAAACACGCACGCACACACGCACACACACACACACACACACACACACACACACACACACACACAUCGAACACAGGAGAACAUACACCUAACUCUAGACAACACACAUUUAAAACAGCAGGGCUUAACCAAGGGAAACACAUGUAAAUCCAACAGGGAUAGAUUCAAUCACAAGUUACACAUUACCCUUAUGACGUGGGCAACAUCAUUCAACAAGGCAAAGGAAGAUCUGAGCUUGUUUGUGAGAUAAGUGAAUAUUAUAAAAAGUAGUGGUUAACAAGAGGAGGGAUAGAUUUUUUUCAUUAAGCGUGUUCUUAUGUAAAAAAUGUAGAAAGGACAAACAUGCAGAAAGGGGAAAAUAUUUUUACUUUAACAAUAACCAAUGAAAGUUCACUAAUGUUUACAUAUUCUGGUGGGCUUGAAUGGGUAGGGGAAGAGAUUGAGCAUAUAUUCCUGUCUGCAAGGCAGUAACAUCACCGUAGGCAGACAAGCACUUUCAUUCCCAUACAGUCGGUGACAGACUGCAAUUAUGUAGUUGCAAACAUGUUGCAGGUAGAAGGGCUCUUAUACACCAAGUCCUUGCACAGAAAAAUCAUGGAACAAAAUUUACAAACUUAUGACUGACUCUUCAACACUAAGUUGAUAGUCAUUUUUUUGGAAUAAAAAAUAGCAUCAUUUUGGCACACAUUUCCUAGAGAACUCUGUGCAAGGCCAAUAUAACCCUCAUAUCAACUCAAUUAUGCUUAGAUUUACAUUUCUUUCAAUUGAAGGGAGAUUUGCAUCUAUGUACAAGAACAUAUCUCUCCCUUUCAUGUUUAUAUGCAGCGUUGUACAGCCAAAAAGCUGGGUAGUGGAGAAAAACAAACCCAAAAAAUACCACAUGUUGAAUGUCUCUUUUCAAUGUGAUUCUACAGCUCAUCUUUUGGAUUGCUUAUAUAUUUCGUUGCCUAUAUAAUGCAGAAGUGUGAACUGUUAUAAUGAUGUCUGUCUGUGAAAAGAGAGGAGUGCUGGUUUUGCCCGAUCACAGACUGGCCCAUAGUAACAACCUCAGGCCAAAUCCUCUCUUUUCCCGCUGUACAAACAGGCCUCAGAGCGAUAAAGAUCACGCACGAUCAGCACAAAGUAUUGUGGAGCCACAGACAAUAAAAGAAACCACUCUCACAUAUGAAAAACAAGCUUCCUUGACAUUGUUGUGGGGGAAAAAUAGUUUUACUUGAUUUUAUCUGCCCUUGAUGUUCCUUGCCCCUGUACAAAUAUUAAAUACUUGUUUACAAAAUUUUGAAAGAAAAACAAUAAAUGGUGAAUCUCAUUGUACAUAAACUAUCAUCCUAUCUGAUGUCUAAUAGCAAACAUAAUGUUGAGACAGUUUAAGUUAUGAUAUUAUGUCUAGCUAAAUUACUAGAAAACAGUCAAGAAACAUCAUAAUGCUGCUCAAGUCACUGAUUCGGUAGGGAAAAUUAAGUGCUUAUCAAAAUUGAAUCAUUAUUUCCAUAAUUACCAAAGACUUGCUUUGCAGAACUUUGACCUUUCUUAUCGCUGUCCCAGAGAUGUUUUUAUUUUUUACAUGUUUAAAAAGUUGUUAGAGAGCAGAAUUCUCUCUUACAAGUACUUUUUAAAUUAAAACAAAAAAACAAUUCCCCUUGAAAGGGAUGCCUUAAAGUAUGACUUAUGUGUAUUUAAUUUAAUAUUUCUAUAUUUUUCUCUCUUGCUCUCUCUGCUUUAUUUAGAUUGCUUGGCUAUUUUGCUUUCCAAUGUAUAAUUGUAUGUGCUUUAUCUGUAAAUGUAAAUUCUCAGAUGUCUUUGUAAAGGUUAAAGCACUUCCAUUGCUCUGGGAACUAUGUGAAUGUCAUGUCUUAAAUUCUAUUUUUUUCCCCUUAGCUUUCAAAUAAUCCUUUGUACAUGCAAACACCCCCUUAAUUUGUUAGGGAAAUGUAAAGUUUGUCUGCAAAUAACUGUAUUUGCUUCUCAGUCAGUGCUGUGCCUUAAAGCAAAGCAUUGGUCAAUGCAGCAGUGGGUUUAUCCAGUGGCACAGAUCAAAUGGUGCAGAAAAGCCACAAGCACACACUCACACAUGCAUACACGUGUGCAUGCACACGCACACACACUUCCAGUGUUGGUUUUGGGGGUAUGAUCAAACGGCUCUAGACAAACUCUGACAGAAAGGCAGCUUUGACCCCUUUGUGACCCCUAGCCACUCAUUUGCUUCCCAUAAGCCAAUGCUUUGACAACCUUGUGAAUGAGACAACAGGCUUUUCACAAAUGCAGAAUAGUUUAGCACAUUUCAACACUGAAAUAUAUUCCAAAAUGUGUUCUGGUUCUCAUGUAUGGUAAAUUCAUAUAACUGGUACAUGUGUGUUUUGUGUUUCAAACAGUUCCCCUUGCUUAAUUGUUUGUAAGAACAUUUGACUAAUCUUUGGAAAGAAAAGAUAACUUUUUACUAACUUCUAGUCUUCCUAGUUGUGUGGCUGUAUGAUCUUUUGGACAGUGAACCAAGGCAAUAAAAGGUCACACGUGGGCAAGAA
Molecule: messenger RNA, 3980 nt
Organism: Oncorhynchus tshawytscha (Chinook salmon)
Lineage: Eukaryota; Metazoa; Chordata; Actinopteri; Salmoniformes; Salmonidae
Product: gap junction alpha-8 protein-like
Exons: 3
Coding region: 163-1449 (428 amino acids)
Biological process (GO): cell communication
Cellular component (GO): connexin complex
Source: RefSeq, a predicted model, not a curated record